UACAGGAGUGCUUCUCAGUGCACAUUCAGUAGCCAGUGGUGGGUGAUCUGGGGAUACUUAGCCCGAGCUACUCGAGUAUCUGGUGUCCCACUGCAUAGGAGCUGCAUGACCCGGGGACGGUGGUGUCACAGCAUUGAGAAGGUCUCAUGAGAUGGCCACAGAUGACAAGGCCUCACCAACUGUGGAAUCUGUUAGCGAACUGCCCAGAUCUCCAAGCAGCCCAUCCCACCUUACUCAUUUUAAACCUCUGACACCUGAUCAAGAUGACCCACCAUUCAAGUUUGCAUACAGCUCCUUUGUAAAUCUCUUUCGUUUCAGUAAAGAUGAAGUCAGACCUGCUUCGUCCACGGAUAGAGCAGAUUCUGGAACCAGUGACCCACCACUGAGAAACACGUGGUCAAGCCCACAUCAUUCACCCAGUUCACAAUCUGUCAGGUCCCCAGUAAUCUACAAGAGGCAGCCUGAGAGAAGAUCUUCCAUUGCUUCAGAAACUCGAAGAAAAACAGAACCACCUCUGGGUCAUGAUCCACGCACUGCUGUCCAGUUGCGUAGUUUAACUACUGUGCUGAAGCGUCUGAAAGAAAUCAUGGAAGGAAAGAGCCAGGAUAGUGACUUAAAGCAGUACUGGAUGCCUGACAGUCAAUGUAAAGAGUGUUAUGACUGCAGUGAGAAAUUUACCACAUUCAGAAGGAGGCACCACUGCAGACUUUGUGGGCAGAUCUUCUGCAGCCGCUGCUGUAACCAGGAGAUCCCUGGGAAAUUCAUGGGAUAUACAGGGGACCUCCGAGCUUGUACUUACUGCUGUAAGAUUGCAAUAAACUACGCUCACUCCACUGAUAGCAUCAGAGAGGAUCUAAAUGCUCUCUCCGAUAACUCCUGCUCUGUGUCUCUUCUGGAUCCUGGGGAGCCCCGAACCCCUGUUGGAGGAAGAAAGUCCAGUCGUAACAUUUUCUUAGAGGAAGACUUAGCUUGGCAGAGUUUGGUUCAUCAAGAAACAACAAAGCCAUCACUGGCAACACGUUUGGCAUCAGUGCAAGAAGAUGUUGGGAAAUCUCCUGCAAGAAACAGGUCUGCAAGCAUUACAAAUCUAUCCCUGGAUCGCUCUUGUUCACCGAUGGUUCCAGCUUAUGAGUCUUCAGUUAGUCCACAGGCCUCUCGAACCUACCUGAAAAAUGACACCAAUGAGGAGGAGCGCAAGAUUCUUUUGGAUUCUGUUCAGCUGAAAGAGCUGUGGAAGAAAAUAUGCCAUCAUAAUAGUGGUAUGGAGUUCCAGGACCACAGAUACUGGCUGCGGACACACCCUAACUGCAUUGUUGGAAAGGAUCUUGUCAACUGGCUGAUCAGAAAUGGGCACAUAACUACCAGAGCACAGGCUGUUGCAAUUGGACAAGCCCUUGUAGAUGGACGCUGGUUGGACUCCGUCACCCAUCAUGAUCAGCUAUUUCGGGAUGAAUAUGCGCUGUACAGACCUCUUCAGAGCACAGAAUUUUCUGAAACACCUUCGCCUGACAGUGAUUCUGUAAACUCUGUGGAAGGACAUUCCGAACCUUCUUGGUUUAAGGACAUAAAAUUUGAUGACAGUGACCCAGAACAAAUUGCAGAUGAAGGGGAAGACAACUUGACCAAUUCCGCCAGUCCUAGCAAACGCACGUCGGUUAGCAGCUUCCAGUCCGCUAUGGACAGCGACUCGGCUGCUUCCAUCAGCCUCAAUGUGGAGAUGGACAACGUCAACUUCCACAUCAAGAAGCAUUCCAAGUACCCACAUGUACCCCCUCACCCUGCUGAUCAGAAAGAAUUCCUGCACUCAGAAGACGGAGGACAACAGAUCAUUUCUAUAAGUGAUGCUUUCAUCAAAGAGUCUCUCUUUAAUCGUCGAGUGGAAGAGAAAUCCAAGGAUCUGCUUUUUACUCCCUUGGGCUGGCACCACAACAAUCUGGAUCAACUAAGAGAGGAGAAUGGGGAGAAGCAAGCAAUGGAGAGACUUCUAUGGCAGCCCCUUUGGCUCACAGUGCAACAGCGCACAUGGAAGGAGCGGGAGUUCCUGAAGAAUUAUGUUCAGAGAAUUGUUGAUGUCCGUCCCACAUUGGUCCUGGUGGAGAAAACAGUGUCCAGGUUAGCUCAGGACAUGCUACUUGAACAUGGCAUAACUUUGGUUAUUAAUGUAAAACCGCAAGUGUUAGACAGAGUGAGCCGGAUGACUCAGGGUGAUUUGGUAAUGUCAAUGGACCAACUGCUUACUAAACCUCAGCUCGGCACCUGUCACAAGUUUUAUCUUCAGGUGUUUCCACUGCCUAAUAAUGAAACAAAGACUUUGAUGUUCUUUGAAGGUUGCCCACAGCAUCUAGGUUGUACCAUCAAGCUACGUGGAGCCUCAGAAUAUGAGCUAGCUCGUGUAAAAGAGAUAAUUAUUUUCAUGAUCUAUGCAGCUUAUCAUUCCCAACUUGAGAUUUCCUUCCUUAUGGAUGAGUUUGCCAUGCCACCAACAUUACCCAAAAGUAGCUCAUUCCACUCCUUAAUUGAAGGACAAGGGGACAGUAGUGGACAGAAAGAUCUCUUCAAUGGCUCAGACUGCAGUGUUAUUAAUUGGGAAUCUGACAUCUCCUCCGAAAAAUUACCUGUGAUUUCAGAGAACCAGUCUUUAGAUGAUAUUGACUUCUUAGACCAAAAAUCUUUUUCUGAUGAGAAAAUUGAGAUAGACAGUAGGAGUCUUAAUGGGCAUUCGUCUAUGAUACAACAGGACUCACCUGCAUCCUUACCAUCAUCAUCUAUUCUCUCUUCUGGGUUAGAAAUUGAACCUGAACUGUUGUCGCAAAUGUGCCUCAUACCUGGAAUUUUAAAAGAUGAUGAUGCAGAGCAGUCUCAACAAGAGGAAGAUCUGCAGGAACCAACAAAUCAAAUGAGACUUUUCAGAGAUCCAUUACAAGAUGAUACUGGGUUAUAUAUAACCGAGGAAUUUACUCCAUCAGAUGACAGGCUUAAAAUGCAUUCUGUGGUGUUUAAACAGGAACUGAAAGAUGUCAUUUUAUGUAUUUCUCCAAUUAUUUCUUUUAAAGAACCAUUCCUACUAACUGAAAAGGGCAUGAGGUGUCCCACCAGGGAUUAUUUUCCAGAUCAGGUCUACCAGUCUCCAUUGUUAAACAAGGAAUUGAAGGAGAUGGAGAGCAGGAGGAAAAAACAGAUGUUACGUGAGUUUUCCAGCCUUAAGGGACUGAAUGGAAGUAUCCAAGGAAAAGCAACAGACAUGUUGCCAUCUCAUGAGCUGCUUAGCUCAAAAAUAGCUGAGCACUGGGGUGACAGCCAGAAUUUGGCUAGAAUUAUAGCUGACUAUCGAGCACGGGGUGGUAGAAUACGUCAGAAGGAUGUUGAUCCAUUUGUUCAAACCACUGAUGUGCCCAGUGGUACUGUUAAUAAAAAUGAGAGUAAGAAUGACUCUGAUGAAGAUCGGAUGUCAGUUCACAAUGAGAUGCCAUGGAACUCAAAGAUCGACUGCUUAAGCACUUUAAAUCAUCAACGGCUGUGUGUCCUCUUCAGCAGCUCUUCUGCCCUGUCUAAUAAUGCACCUAGCUCCUGUGUUAGUCCAUGGAUCGUCACCAUGGAGUUUUAUGGUAAAAAUGACCUGACACUAGGAGUGUUUCUAGAGAGGUAUUGUUUCAGGCCUUCAUAUCAGUGCCCCAGUGUAUUUUGUGACACUCCCAUGGUGCACCACAUUCGGCGCUUUGUGCAUGGAAAUGGCUGUGUUCAAAUUAUAUUAAAGGAGCUGGACUCUCCAGUGCCUGGAUACCAGCAUACUAUCCUCACAUACUCCUGGUGCAGAAUCUGCCAGCAGGCCACCCCUGUUGUGCCUUUGUCUAAUGACUCCUGGUGCAUGUCCUUUGCAAAGUAUUUGGAGCUUCGGUUCUAUGGUAACCAGUACACACGAAGAGCCAAUGCUGAACCAUGCGGACACUCCAUACACCACAACUACCAUCAGUACUUCUCUUACAACCAGAUGGUAGCUUCCUUCAGUUACUCUUCAAUCAGACUUCUUGAAGUUUGUGUUCCAAUGCCAAAAAUUUACAUUAAGCAGCACACGCCAGCAAAAGUAUCAAUGCUUCAGGAUUUAAAAGAGUUCUCACAAAAUGUAACACAGGUAUAUUUAGCAGUGGAUGACCGACUCACGUCCCUCAAGACUGAUACAUUCAGCAAAACAAGAGAGGAAAAGAUGGAAGAUCUCUUUGCCCAAAAGGAGAUGGAGGAGGUUGAGUUACGGAACUGGAUUGAGAAGCUCCAGACAAGACUGCUUAACUCAAACCUGGACACUCCUCAUCAGCUCCAGUCUGUGUUUGAGUCGGUGAUAGCUAAGAAGCAGUCUUUGUGUGAGAUGUUACAAGCUUGGAACACCAGGUUGCAAGAUCUUUUCCAACAGGAAAGGGGGCGUAAACGUCCUUCUGUGCCUGCCAGUCCUGGGAGAAUGCGACAAGGUGAUGAAAGCAAGAACAGUGCAAUUGACUCCUCACCACGCAAUUCCUCUCCAGCCCAGAAUGGUGAUAGAGAAGACAGGUUUAUGAGCACGUUAUCCCAGAGCUCCACUACCUCGUCCCACUUGCAGCUGCCCAGCCCUCCUGAGAUUACAACUGAUCAGAUGUUUUCAGGAACAACAAACCCUACAGAAAUGGAUACGACCAGCAGCUGUGAAGAUGUAUUUGAUGGACAUUUGUUGGGGUCUACAGACAGCCAGGUGAAAGAGAGGUCAUCUAUGAAAGCCAUCUUUGCUAACUUGCUUCCAGGCAACAGCUAUAACCCUAUCCCAUUUCCUUUUGACCCAGAUAAGCACUACCUGAUGUACGAACAUGAACGAGUUCCUAUUGCUGUGUGUGAGAAAGAGCCCAGUUCAAUCAUAGCAUUUGCUCUCAGCUGCAAAGAGUACAGAAAUGCUUUGGAUGAGCUAUCAAAGAUAUCACUGAAGAACUGCUCAGAAGAAUGCUAUGUACCAAACAAUGUGGAUAACCGACCCAAAAUUAGCAGUCCUGCUAGAACAACAGAAAAUAGCACCACUCUGCCUAGCCGUCCUACAGAAACAGAGCCUCUGAGCAAAAUGGCUUCAGGAGUCUUAUCAUUCUUCCGGGGUACUGGAGGAAAGAGUCCAGACUUGUCUGCACAAAGAAAGGAAACAUUGCGGGGUGCAGACAGUGCAUAUUACCAAGUAGGGCAGAUGGGCAGAGAGGGAGGAGAGAACCAAGGAGCCGAAACACAAGAUGACACUGAUGGAGGCGAUAAGCAUAAGAAGCAUUCAGGAAAUCCACAUGUAGAAUUGCAAUUCUCUGAUGCCAAUGCCAAAUUCUACUGUCGCAUUUAUUAUGCUGGGGAAUUCCAUAGGAUGCGUAACGUUAUUUUGGGAAGCACAGAGGAUGAUUUUAUUCGCUCCCUUGCACACUGCUUGCCAUGGCAGGCUCGUGGAGGAAAGUCAGGGGCAGCCUUUUAUGUUACAGAAGAUGACCGGUUCAUUUUGAAACAAAUGCCUCGUUUGGAAGUUCAGUCUUUCCUUGACUUUGCUCCACACUAUUUCACUUAUAUUACAAAUGCUGUACAGAUGCAGAGGCCAACAGCUUUAGCAAAGAUUCUUGGAGUGUAUCGGAUUGGCUACAAGAAUUCACAGAACAACACAGAGAAGAAGCUGGACCUCUUAGUAAUGGAAAAUCUUUUUUAUGGAAGAAAAAUGGCACAGGUUUUUGACUUGAAGGGGUCCUUGAGAAACCGUAAUGUGAAGACUGACACAGGAAAGGAGAGUUGUGAUGUUGUGCUGUUGGAUGAAAACCUUCUGAAGAUGGUGCGAGACAACCCUCUGUACAUCAGAUCUCACUGUAAAUCUGUCCUGAGAGCUUCUAUACACAGUGACUCCCACUUCCUCUCCAGCCAUCUAAUCAUUGAUUACUCUCUCUUGGUUGGCCGAGAUGACACCUCAGAUGAGCUUGUAGUUGGAAUCAUUGAUUAUAUACGGACAUUUACAUGGGACAAAAAGCUAGAAAUGGUUGUUAAGUCAACUGGAAUUUUAGGAGGUCAAGGGAAAAUGCCCACUGUCGUGUCUCCAGAGCUAUACCGGACAAGAUUCUGCGAAGCAAUGGACAAGUAUUUCCUUAUGGUUCCUGAUCAUUGGACAGGCCUUGGUGGGAACUGUUGAAGAACUAAACAGAACAUUGUACUAUGAAACUUCUUGCACAAAAAUGACAAUUACACAACUAUCACCUAGGCCUUUUCUAUCAUCAGAGUGUUUUCUUUGCAACUGAAAAGGUUCUUCAUUUUCAUGUUUAGAAGCCUCUUCCCAUUGAAUUUACUAAGUGUGAACUAGAAGGGCUGUAUAUGAAUCAGGACAUCAUGGCAAUGUAAAUCUGGGAACAGCAUUUAAUGUACAAUUAUUCAUAAAGCAAAAAAAAAAGACUAACCGCAGAGAUUGUUGUUCCAUUAUCGCUAUUUAAGCACUGAUGUUUCCAUGAGCCUUUUUGUUUGUGGAAUAGCAGAGACUAUGUAAUCACUAAAUGUGACUGCUGUGCAGCCAGCAUCCUGAAUUCCUGUGGCACAUAUCUCUUGCCUUCUGAGUUCUGUUUUUCAGACAGCAAUAUCAGGAAGGCAUGGGGUGGUUUAUAUUAUUGCUGUAUAUCUUACUGUUAUAAACACGGGUAAGAUAAAGAAAUACAUAGUUACUUUUGUAAAUGAGUCAAACUCUGAUUUUGAGGACAGCUCAUAACAAAAAAGGAAAAACACUCCUUUCAAUGAUACAGUACAAAUGAAAGCUUGAUUGUUCUAAGUAACCUUUCUGAAUCUGAUCUUAUUUCUGCAUUGCUUCAAUACUGAGCUGCCAUUAGCGCUUACUAAAAUGGAUAAUAAUUACUAUACCAUUCAAAUGUUCAGUUGAUUUUCAACAACCCAGUUUGACAUUUAAGAGCAUUAACAUCUCCAAUGUAAAGAAAACCCUGGUUAUUUGCAUUUAAUAGAAUAUACAAUAUACUACCUCAGUAGUUAUUAGUCAUCAGUAUACCCACAUAACAUGUAGAAGGUUUUUAUUUCUUCAUCUGUAUGCUAGUCACCACUAAGCCUGAUGGAACACCUGGUGGAACUGAUAAGCUAUGUUCAAUUAAUACCACUCUGUUACUAAUUAGAUAGUUUUACUAAUUUACACUGGUCACUAAUUAGGGUUUCUGUGUUCUGUAUUCUAAGGCAUUUGUGACUGGACUUCCAGCAAGCAAAACCUUUACACCAAGAGUUUUAAAGGAAAAAGUAUGAGAAUACAUAACACAAAGUGAUGUUGCACAGAGCCUUUAUCAUCAUUUGACCAUCAGUUAAUUAUAGAAUAUUUCUAAUAAAUAAUAAAUAAAACUGAAUGAGCUUUUUCACAUUGCAGUGAAUAUACAAUUUCUCUGACUGUAUAGCUUUGUAGUCAAUCAGAAUGUAAAUUCUAAGUAGCCCCUACAUUAUAUUAAAUUAAUCUUCACUAGGUUUGUAAUAUAAAGUUUAUGGUUGGCAUGUAGAUAGUUUUUAUUGUAAUUUUUAUAGGGAAUGCAGAGGGUGUUGCUUUUAUUUUUCAGUGAAGAAUGUAUUUUGCAGAACACAGCUCUCAAAUUUGCACAUAAAUAUUGAUCUAGCUGGUGGCAUCUUACAAGUGCAAUAUUCAAAUACAGUAAAUAAAUCUUCAAAUUCAGUUUAAUGCACAGUUUGUGAUAGCUGAAAAUCAUAUUUUUUUUUAUAACUACUGUCUUAAGACAGUAGUUGUAUAUGGGAUAUAGUUGUUUUAUCCUUAGUAAUAUUACAGAAACAAACCUCAAGAUGGUGCUAAGGGAUUACUCUUUAUUGUGCACGUGACGGCCAGUUUAUUAGAUUCAUCAGGUGCUUGACAACUUGUUUAUUAGGGAAGUUUUGUAAAAGUAUAAAGAUUAUCUUUAUCAACUCAUUGAACAAGUCUGAGAGCAUCUUGUAUGUAAUUAUUCAAGUCUGGGGUCUUAUGUGAUAACUGAAGUAUGAUCACUUUGUGACAAAUGAAGUUUUUUUUUUUUAUUUGUAUUACUUUUUUAAAUGUGAUGUACAAGCUAUGUAAUUGCCAGGGAUUGCUGUUAUAUUAGCUAAUUGGCAUAAUAUAAGUUUGAACUGCAGCAGUGCCGGUUAACCUCCCUGUUUGGCUUAUAUAUUUUUAACUAACAUUUCUCAGUAAACAUUUGUUUGUUUAUGACCAUCUAGGAAAACCUUUAGUCCAAGAGGCAGUGAGACCCCCUUAAGAGUUUGUCAGUUGUUUUAUAUGAGAUAUAAAACAAAUGUAUGUUUUAUUAAUGCUUUUACAUACCUAUAGUCUGUAAAGUUAUUUACCUUAGGGAUGUUUAACAUGGUAAUAUUUCACUGCUGCAGCUUCUGAGAUGUGUAUAGUACACAAUAAUAUGUUUCUCUCAAUACUGAGAAUAAUCAAGCACGUUGUAGGUUGUGAUACCUGUUGAUUAAAGGGACAUUAAACACCUCUUGCAUUGGUGUAAAAAAAAAAAUUGCUUGUCCCACACUCCCUAGAUACCAAAAAGCAAAAUCUGUAACCUGCAAAUUGCCAAAGGCGUCUCUUUGAUUUGCUGGGGACAAAAUAAUUUUUCUGCAUCUCUAGAGAGGGUUCCACAAGCAUGGAUUUUAAACAAAACCAAGAAGUGUUUAAUGUCCUCUUAAGAACUGAAUUUAAAGCAUAAUAUUGUUUAAAAAACCUUAAAGGAAUUUGUUUAAGCUCAGUCUGUCAUUUUGUUAUCUCCAUCUGAAACUAUCUGUGGAUGUUGGAAAAAAGCCAUGUUAAUUCUAGAGUGGGUGAUUUCAGGUGUUCUUCCCUGUUGAUUGAUGCUUACAAGGUAUGGCCAUUAUGUUGCAUAGCUCAAUUUCCCUUACAAUUACCACGAUGGCAAUCGAACAAUCUUGAUUUUUAAGAGCAAGUUUAUUGCUGCAUUUAUCCCAGAAUGAGUGAUAUUAUUUUCAGGUUUGAUGGGUUUUGGAGAACCAGUUUUUCGGUCUAAUAGUGUAUUCUGGUGAGCUAGGUAUUUAAACUGCAGAGCUUGUCUUUGUCCUACUGAGCACUAUAGAAGCCUACAAAAUGACAUGGCUUUGAACAACGUAAUAUAUUUACAAUGUGCUUGAAAAAGAUAGAGAUAUAUAUACAUAAUAAGCUUGCGUUGGACACUUUGUUGGUCUUUUCUAAAGUAGCCUUUCUGAAAUGAAUAGCAAUAAGCCAGAAACUGAGCAUAUUUAAAACACAAGUUUUUGUCCCUUACAUCAAAAUAUGAUUUAUUAUAUUAUGGUCCCUUUCACAAAAAGGCACCCUUCUGAUGGCCCAAAGCACUGAUACUAAUCAUUAGAGGAUAGCAUUUAACUGGAUGACUACAUCCUUAUUUUAAAUAUGUUUUUAUGUCUCCAUUACAUUAUUUAUCUCGUGACAGUCUGAGAAAUGCUUCUGACUGAAUCACAGAUGUAAAAGCUACUUAAACAAUCCACGUACACAAUUCUUACAUUUCACAGAAAGCUGUGAUUUGAUAUAUUACCUAUCAUUUCUUUAAAGGAAAUUUUAAGAAAUUUGUAAUUUACUUCUGUUAUCAAAUUGACUUUGUUCUUUUGGUAUCCUUUGUUGAAAAACGUACCUAGGUAGGUUCAAGAGUAGCAACACUUUACUGGGAGCUAGCUAGGGAUUUUUGCUAGGCACAUGUGCCUCUUGUCAAUGGCUAAUCAUAUGUAUUCAUCCCAGUAGUAUAUUGCUUGCAUAUAAUUGUGUUUAACACCUGCAAAAGGGUUAAAGUCAGCUCCGGAGUGGCAGUGCACUACUAGUAGCUAAACACAUCUAGUGAGGCAAUGACAAGACACUUAUGUAUAUAGCCACCAGUCACCACCUAGUAGUGCACUGCUGUUAUGGAGCCGACAAUGCAUUUGUAGGGUUUAAACGCCGUUAUACCCUAGCAGCAGUGUAACUAUAAAAUGCUGUAACAUGAUAGAGCAUUUAUCUUAUGCACUUUUUAUUAAUAUAAACUGAAUAAAUACACUAAUUAAUAGGCACACAUAUUAAUUCACUAAGAAUAAGAAAACUUUGUAGUGAAAAAUAAAAUCUGUCCAAUUCAGAUAACAUUCUGGAAGAUUUGCUGAAGUAGCUGUUAAUCCAACAUCAGUUCUACUGGAGAACAAGAAUAAUUAGCAAGGUUUGUGUAAAAAGAGAAUCCUUUUCGUUCCUUAUUAAUCUAGCUACAGAGUCAGACAGGUGCUUUGUAAAAAUAAGUGCAUUGGAAAAUAAGGCUUUCAUUUUUGCCAUAUAGUUGUUUUUGCCAUUUCAUACAUGGCACUACACACUUCAAAUAACCACUUCUACUUUAUAGACUAUAUUAUUAAGCAUUGUAUUAUUGUAUAUAUAUAUUUGUGGGCAUCACAGCUUGUGCACUGUUUUCAUAGUAGUUUUAAUUUAAUUGUAUUUCUUUUUUUAAUGUUUUCUUCUUAAUGGGACAGUCAACACCCGACAUAACAGGAUCCCAUAUUUUGUAAACCCAAUUGAAGAGCCGCCUGCACCGCAUCCCUUAUUUAUUACCUUUGUACUCGUCCUAGUAAUCGUUCACGUUAUAUUUAGAAUUCAGCUCAAAAUAUGGCCGCCUAACUCCUCCCCUUCAUCCUUCUUCCCCAUCUCUAUGCCAUUUCAGGCACAUUCAAGUAUUGAUGAUGCUUAUCAUACAUCAUCGCGCAUGCGCAUUUGUGGUAGCAGUCAGAAAUCAGACUUAAAUAUAGAAUCCGGCUGAAACAUAUUUGCGAAAUAAAGUUCCGCUUUUUGGUUUCUAUGCAAUUGCACAUGUGCAACACUCCGUGAACAAGUUUGGAAUUUCUGACCGAGGAUUGCAUUCUGAUUGGCGGAUGCUUUCAAAAAGUAUGUAGAUACAUAACGGUGGGGGAGAGUUAGGAGGCCAUAUUUCGAUCAGAUUAACUCAUGUAUCGUGGAUAAUUACUAGGAGAAGGAAGUAGUAAGACAGAAGCGAUGCGAGGAGGCGAAUCUUCGUUUGGCUUUACAAAAUAUGGGAUCCUGUUAUGUUUGGCGUUGACUGUCCCUUUAAAGUCACCUGUAUUGCAACUCACUAAGUUUGUACUAUAUUAUAAAAGUAAACCAGGUUUCAGUAUUAGAGUAAUUAUUUUUGAACUUAAUAGCUAAUAUUUUGCACUUUUAUUUAAAAUAUAAAGCACUCAAAUAGGUAAUGUGUAAUCCUUUAGAAAAACAUAUCAAUAUUUUUCCCCCUACAAAAUGUACCAUUAUAUUGAAUGAUAAUGUUUGUUUGCAGAUAGAUCAUGAGGCUAAUAAAAUUUCAUCCAUCAUC
Molecule: messenger RNA, 11324 nt
Organism: Bombina bombina (fire-bellied toad)
Lineage: Eukaryota; Metazoa; Chordata; Amphibia; Anura; Bombinatoridae
Gene: PIKFYVE
Product: phosphoinositide kinase, FYVE-type zinc finger containing
Exons: 40
Coding region: 152-6157 (2001 amino acids)
Biological process (GO): phosphatidylinositol metabolic process; intracellular signal transduction
Molecular function (GO): 1-phosphatidylinositol-3-phosphate 5-kinase activity; metal ion binding; ATP binding
Source: RefSeq, a predicted model, not a curated record